CCACAAUUACCGGCUCCCGUUAAAUGCGAUCUAGAUUUUUCUUGCCCACGCGCGCAUCCAUACAAACAAAAUUGAUUACAUCCCCGUUCUCCACAGCAGGCUGCCGACACACAGACCGCCUCCACAUUGCUUGCCGAGCGCUAUCGCUGUCUUUCGUACCCCAAUGAAACCGCUUAGCCUUUAGUUCUACAUGUCCAGGUGAUCCUCCAUCGAUCCGCCUUUCUGUUGCUGCUCCCCUUUCUUUCCAGACUUUAUGCCGGAGCGCAUCGCUUUAUACAAUGAAGCCGAGACCCGAGAGGCGACAGACAACAGCACCCGUUCCUCGCAUUCGCAGAUGACGACCGAGUUCGCGCCCAGUGUGGCGGUGGGGAGGGCGCGAAGAGAUCCGGCGAUUUGCCCUACGGACGACGAUACAAUCGUACCGCGGAAGAGGACUGGAACCCAUAUGUCUUCGCAAAAGACGUCUAACAAGAAGAGUUGGGAGUAUAUAAUCAAGAGUGGUGUAGCUGGUGGUUUGGCCGGGUGUGCGGCAAAGUCCGUCGUUGCACCACUCGACCGCGUCAAAAUCCUUUUCCAGACCUCAAACCCACAAUUUGCAAAGUACUCGGGCUCGUGGAGCGGAUUUGCCGUUGCGUUGCGCGCUAUAUACGGCCAGGAUGGCGCGCGGGGGCUGUUCAGAGGUCACUCGGCUACGCUGUUGCGCAUCUUCCCCUAUGCAGGCAUAAAAUUCCUGGCAUACGAACAGAUCCGCGCGUUUAUAAUACCUGACAAGGCACACGAGACACCCGUACGACGCUUUGCGUCAGGCUCGCUGGCCGGCAUGUGUUCUGUUUUUCUCACCUAUCCGCUCGAGGUUAUCCGAGUGAGACUCGCUUUUGAGACGAGGCAGGACAAACGAAGCACCUUAUCCAGCAUAUGUCGUAAGAUAUACAAUGAAAGACCGAAAGGGUCUUCUGCGCACGCACGGAUAAACACAUCGUCGAUGUCUUCGGCUACGCUAUCCGGCGUGGAGGCAACCUCCGCAGCUCUAUCCUCUGCUGCUCCGCGAUAUGGCAUCAUAAACUUCUACCGUGGAUUUACGCCUACGUUAUGCGGCAUGGUGCCCUACGCAGGCGCGUCGUUUCUGGCGCACGACACUGCGUCAGACCUUCUCCGCCACCGCGCCAUCGCAAAGUACACGACUCUUCCAGAAACAGCCGGCAGCGCAAAGAUGGAUCCACACAAACCGGCGCAGCUGAUGGUCUGGGCACAACUCACCGCAGGAGGAUUCGCCGGUUUUUUCGCGCAGACAGUAUCCUAUCCUCUGGAAAUCAUACGGCGCAGAAUGCAAGUCGGUGGCGUGGUGGGAGACGGAUCGAGGCUGGGCAUGGCCGAAGUGGCCAAGCGGAUAUGGAUGGAAAGGGGUCUUCCAGGUUUCUUUGUCGGACUGGGCAUCGGAUACAUGAAGAUUAUACCCAUGGCCGCGACGAGUUUCUUCGUGUACGAACGGGGCAAGUAUUAUCUUGGAAUAUAGGAACCUCGAGCGCAACGCCUUGCACCCGGACUCAUUCGAGGUGCAAUUAUCAUUGGAAAGCAUGCUGCAUUUUUCUUGUGUAUGUUGCGAUUCUUUUUGUGUUGGUGGCGGCGUUAUUGCCUUUAUCGUCUCAGCGGACAUUACCCGUCAUGAUAUGGCAGCGGGACAACCAUAGAGCUUCAAGAAUGGAAAUCUGCAUUCUUACCCUUCCAAGUCCCCAUAUCUAUCUCCAGGCCUACAAAAUCAUUAUCUUAAGAGAUUGCUCUGUCGUCAAAGUUGUCUCAUUGUGUUCUACACUAAAACACAGCCAUCUAUCAUUCGACAAAACGCCUUGAGUCCGGCAAACGAGUUCGAAACGAUCCUCAAAGCAUCACCGGCAAGGUGUUGUUCGGCUUCUCUGUACCUUCAUUUGAUCUAGUUCCAGCAAUAGAAGUGGCUCUGUGUCUCAUGCUCGUGCCAAUUCUUAUGCGCGAAGUCUGCGAAGAGCCUCACAACCCACGAGUAUGGGAAGAAGGCUUGGCACGACCAUUCCGGGAGGAAGAGAAAUGUUCCAAUGGCUUUUGACAUUUUACUUUUUCUACAGAAAGCUUUGGAUUCGAUCCAAUUACAAAAAAAAAGGAUCUAAACAGCCUGCUUCGCUCUGAUCGAUUUCGUCUUUCGGCGUCACGACACACUAGCUCCGUCGUCCGCUCCGGCUUCCACUCCUGCUCGCUCACUCCGGUCACCGAGUCCCGCAGCCGAAUCUUGAACGCUGCACAAAUGGAUGUGCCGACGUUCCUUUUGCUGUCGGGCGCUUCCGCUGAACUACCGCUCCGCCCGUCCCAGAAUCGCUGAAAGGAUAUCUCUCUCGCGCGGCGUCGUGGAACUUGUGCGCCAACUCUCGUUCUGGCAUUCGCCCUCCGACGCGACGAGUCUUCCCAUAUAUACAAUGGCCGUUUUAUGGCAAGAUAGUUAUCGUCCUGGUCAUCCGGCAUAUGGGAUUUGAUAGUAUAGAUCCACAUACCAGCUUAGCCAUAUUGCCACGUUCUCGUUUACCCAGCAUAGGGGUUGGACAGUCAUCCAGACCUUGCGAUACUUUAUGAUUUACAAGAGUACGUGCCAUUACGCAGGGCACAAAGCCCAAAACAGGUUUGCUACAAUAUGGUAGAAUGUUGACGACGAGAGUGGAAAAAAAAAUACGCUGUAGUAUUUACAGAGGCAUUUUAUGUCCACUAUAUUACAUUACGCGAGCGCGAAUAGAGAGAAGCGCUCGGCCCCAACACAUGUGAUGCAAAAAUGCUAUCCAAGUACGACGCAUGCAAACGCUUCCAGUACGGGUAAAAAACACUGGUGGAGAAUCAACAAAAUGGUCACCAAGCUCAAAGGCAAGAACGGGAUACAUAGCAGGGAUGCCAGGAUUGAAAGGCCAGUCCGCCGCCGCCGUCUCCCUCUCCGUGUACAAUGAUGGGUAUCUUAGCGCAUCAGAAAUUGUUAAGAAUAGAACCGCCUGCUUUUGCAUCCUCUUGACAAUGAUAGCGAGGAUAUUGAAAAAUGCGAGCAGAUCCUCCAGGCGAGAAAGAAGAUGCAAGCGAAGAAUCAGUGGCAG
This is a messenger RNA of Verruconis gallopava, 3098 nucleotides long. RefSeq lists its product as uncharacterized. The coding region runs from base 254 to 1513 and encodes 419 amino acids. Lineage: Eukaryota; Fungi; Ascomycota; Dothideomycetes; Venturiales; Sympoventuriaceae. Gene Ontology annotation, biological process: transmembrane transport. The record is from RefSeq and is a predicted model, not a curated record. The transcript has 2 exons.